UGACCCCGCCGUGCACGUCCUCCUCCUCUUCCUACUCCUCAACCUCAUCCUCAUCCUCAUCCACCUUCUCCUCCUCCUUUUUUGGUCUUCGUUCUUAUCGUUAUCCUCCGUCAAUCUCAUACUACAACGAUUCCUGUUUAGUGUCCUUUCUAUCUUUCUAUUUCUCGUCUUUAUCCUUUUCCUCUUCUUCUUUCUUUUGUUCCUCUUAUUCCUGCUUUUCCUCAUCCUUGUUCUUCUUCCGCAUCCUUCGUGAGUUUAUUCUUGCUUAUCUAAUAUCUCCUAUUCAUUGUUCUAUUUACCUUCUUUCUCCUCCUUCUCUUCGUUUUCUUCUUUCUCUUUUCUAUCCCUAUCUUUCGUAUACACCGCUUCCUCAUUCUUCUGUCUCAUCUUCCUCAUUCCCAGUUUCUUUCUCUCCCUCCUUUUCUUUCUUCUUCAUCUUCUACUCAUUUUCCUUCGUGCAUUUCCUUUUAAGUCUUCCUGUAUGUCUUCUUCACACAUAUCUUCCCCAUUGCAUCUCUUCUCCUCUUCUUCCUACUUUUUCUCUUUAGUUUAACCAUCAUAUACUCUCCUGUUAGGACCAAAAGAUCCACUGCAGGUUGUUAUUUCCCUGUGUUCUUUAAGUUUCUCACCUCCUCCUACUCUUCCUCUUCCUUCUCUUCCUCCUCCUCCUCCUCUCACAGUGAAUGCAAACAUAACACCAUGCAAGAACAAGUCAACAUCACAUCCACGGGGAAAUAUAGUGAGUUGUAAUCACCAAAAGUAACGCAUAUCUCGAGCCGUCACUGUGAGAUCAAUGCUGCCUCCCAGGGGUGUGACGGCGGCGCCAGGUGGGGAGUGUUACAGGCCCACCGCGUGCCAGAAGGACUCGCUCGUCUCGACACCGCCGCGCUGGGUGCCAAGGUUGCCCGACUCUGUGUUUUGGCCAAGGAGGGGACACAGCAGGACUAGAGGGAUGAAGGAGAGACAGAACCUGAAGGCCGUGGUGGUGGUGACGGCGGCAGCGAUCGUGGUAAUGAUGAUGAUGAUGGCAGGGAUGUCCUCUCCGCCCCUUCCGAUGUUUCUAACCAGUCUUAAUGAAUCAUCAUCAGUCCCGGCAGUGAGCGGCGGUGUGGUGAGACUGUGGCCGAGGGACGAGAACUGCUCCUGGGCUGAGGUGCGGUUCAGCGCUGGUCUGGCCGGUUCCUGGUUGCUCUCCUUCCCUCGCUCCGGCAACACCUGGACGCGCUACUUGCUGGAGGCCGCCACUGGGGUCUUCACCUCCUCCGUGUACAACUCAUCCCGCCUGCGUGAACUAGGGUUCCUAGGGGAGGGCGUGUCAGCGAGGCGCGGCACAACCCUCACCACCAAGACUCACUCCCUGCAGCCCCUCGCCAGACACCCGGACUUCCCCGUCGUGGCCAUCGUCAGGAACCCCGCCAAAGCCAUCCUGAGCUACUGGCACUACAUCAUGAGCCGCUGGUCGCCGGACAGGUUCAUUGCCUCCACCAGCCAGGGCACGUACAGGACGCGCGGCUUCCAUAAAUUCGUGAGGGAGAAGCUGGCAAAAUGGCGGAAAACUUACGUAGUAGCUCUCACCAACACCACGCGGAUCCAUCUCCUUCACUAUGAGUUGCUGAGAGAGGCGCCGCUACCACGCCUCCAGGAGCUGCUCGCCUUCCUGGGGUACGGCACAACGGAGAGUCGCCUUAUGUGUCUGCAGCGUCACCUGGAUGGAGCGGCUCUCGGGGCACAGAGGCAUGACUUCCCCUACUCGUUCAGGGAGGUGAAGGCGAUGCAGGCAGCGACAGAGGUGGUGGACAAGCUGGCCAGGGCACGGGGUCUGCCGGGCCUCCCAGACUACACGCGCUUCCCUAACUAAGGAUUCCAGGAGGCGGAGGCGUGUUGGGGCGGUGAGUGUGUGUGUGUGUGUGUGUGUGUGUGUCAUUAUUUCCGAUCUUCGGAUAGGCCUGA
Molecule: messenger RNA, 1950 nt
Organism: Portunus trituberculatus (swimming crab)
Lineage: Eukaryota; Metazoa; Arthropoda; Malacostraca; Decapoda; Portunidae
Product: WSC domain-containing protein 2-like
Exons: 7
Coding region: 794-1858 (354 amino acids)
Molecular function (GO): sulfotransferase activity
Source: RefSeq, a predicted model, not a curated record